Musca vetustissima is the source of this 644-nucleotide messenger RNA. RefSeq names its product calcineurin subunit B type 1. The record is from RefSeq and is a predicted model, not a curated record. NCBI's taxonomy places the organism in Eukaryota, Metazoa, Arthropoda, Insecta, Diptera, Muscidae. Bases 73 to 585 code for a protein of 170 amino acids. The transcript is spliced from 4 exons. Gene Ontology annotation, molecular function: calcium-dependent protein serine/threonine phosphatase regulator activity; calcium ion binding.
AAUAGAAUAAGAAAAAACACAUCGUAAAUUCUUUUCAAUAUAUAUUCGGCAGAUACUUAAGCAACAAACAAAAUGGGAAAUGAAACCUCUCUGCCUAUGGAGAUGUGCUCCAACUUCGAUGCCGAUGAGAUUCGUCGUUUGGGUAAACGUUUCCGAAAACUUGAUUUGGAUAAUUCCGGUGCCUUGAGCGUGGAUGAAUUUAUGUCAUUGCCAGAAUUGCAACAGAAUCCCUUGGUACAGCGUGUCAUCGAUAUUUUCGAUGCGGACGGCAACGGUGAAGUAGAUUUUAAGGAAUUCAUACAAGGUGUAUCACAAUUUAGCGUUAAAGGCGAUAAGCUAUCAAAAUUACGCUUUGCAUUUCGUAUAUAUGAUAUGGACAAUGAUGGUUACAUAUCGAACGGAGAACUGUUUCAGGUCUUAAAAAUGAUGGUAGGCAAUAAUCUCAAGGAUACGCAAUUACAACAAAUUGUGGAUAAGACAAUUUGUUUUGCCGAUAAGGAUGAAGAUGGUAAAAUUUCAUUCGAUGAAUUCUGUUCGGUGGUCGGCAAUACAGAUAUACACAAAAAAAUGGUUGUUGACGUUUAAAUUCUUUGUAAAAACAAACAAACGUCGCUUUUAUAUAUAACAAACAAACAAAAAUAAUA